UGCAGCGAACUGGUACCACGACGAUGAGCUGGACAUCUUCCCCGUCUGCGGCAAUUCCUCAGGCGCCGGGCCAUGUCCGGACAACUACACGUGCCUGCAGGGCUUCGGAAAGAACCCGAACUACGGAUACACCAGCUUCGACACGUUCGGCUGGGCCCUGCUCUCCGCCUUCCGGCUCAUGACCCAGGACUUCUGGGAGAGCCUGUAUCAACUGUUGUUGCGAGCAGCAGGUCCUUGGCACAUGCUGUUCUUCAUCCUCAUCAUCUUCCUCGGCUCGUAUUACCUGGUGAACUUGAUCUUGGCCAUCGUCGCCAUGAGCUACGACGAGCUGCAGAAGAGGGCCGCUGAGGAAGACCUGGCGCAGGCCGCCGAGGAGGAGGCCAUGAGGGUGGAGGAAGAGGAGGCCCUGUACGGGAUGACCCGCCAGCAGAUGGAGCAGGAGGAGGAGGAGAACGCGAGCGGGCUGAAGAGCCCGACGGCGUCCUCCUGCCAGUCGUACGAGCUGGUCGUUGGGCAGGAGAAGCCGGGAGAGGACUGCACGAGGGAGAAGAUGAGCAUCCGGUCGGAGGACGACGUCCUGUCGGAACACCGGAUCCGGAUCAACGGUCGCGUCCGGAAGGGAAGCUCGAGUGUGCCGGGCAGCCCGUUCAAGCACCGGCGGGGCAGCCGGAGCAGCCACACGUUCCGGAACGGGAAACGGCGGAGCAAGGCCGCGGCGACGCUCACGACGUACAAGGACGCUCAGGAGAACUUGCCGUACGCGGACGACUCGGCGGCGGUGACGCCGCUGUCGGAGGAUUUCCCGCCGCCGUACCCGUCGAGGCACGGGUCCUACACGUCGCACCUGUCGCGGUAUUCCUACUCGUCGCACGGGGAUCUGCUGAACGGGGGGAGGCAGUUUGCGGCGGCGAGGCCCAGGGCGAGGGUCCGGCCGCCGUCGAGCCUGGUGCCUGAUCUGGUCGUCGACCCUUCCAAAGGAGAUUUUGACGAGCCGGAGGAGGGCGGGAAGAAGGUCUCGUCCCCCCGGGAAAAUCCCUUCGGGGACUCCGUGCAUCAACGGCACACUCCGCUCGACAUGAAAGAUGUGAUGGUGCUGAACGAGAUCAUCGACCAAGCCGCGGGCCGGCAGAGCAAGCUGAGCAGCAGGGCCGGGGAGGAGGACGAGGAGGAGGAGCAGCCGACGUCGAAGGAGCGGCUCCAGCUGCUCCUUCGACGGGCCGUCGACAUCUUCUGCGUCUGGGACUGCUGCUGGCUCUGGAUUCAGUUCCAGGAGGUCGUGGGCCUUAUCGUGUUCGACCCGUUCGUCGAGCUGUUCAUCACGCUGUGCAUCGUGGUGAACACGCUGUUCAUGGCUCUCGAUCAUCACGGCAUGGAUGCGCAGCUGCUGCAGGCCCUUCGCAACGGCAACUACUUCUUCACGGCGACGUUCGCCAUCGAGGCGGCGAUGAAGCUGAUCGCCAAGAGCCCCAAAUUCUACUUCAAGGAGGGCUGGAACAUCUUUGACUUCAUCAUCGUUGUCCUCUCCCUCGCCGAGCUCUUCCUCGAGAACGUCUCCGGCCUUUCCGUCCUCCGCUCCUUCCGAUUGUUAAGAGUGUUCAAGUUGGCCAAGUCAUGGCCUACGUUAAACUUGUUGAUUUCGAUCAUGGGAAAGACGAUCGGGGCCUUGGGAAACCUCACCUUCGUCCUCGGCAUUAUCAUCUUCAUCUUCGCCGUUAUGGGCAUGCAGUUGUUUGGCAAGAAUUACGUCGAGAACAAGCACCUGUUCCCAGAGGGCGAGGUCCCCAGAUGGAAUUUCACCGAUUUCAUGCAUUCCUUCAUGAUCGUGUUCCGGGUGCUCUGCGGGGAAUGGAUCGAGAGCAUGUGGGAUUGCAUGCUGGUUGGCGACUGGUCCUGCGUCCCGUUCUUCCUCGGGACUGUCGUCAUCGGCAACCUUGUGGUGCUUAACCUCUUCUUGGCCCUGCUCCUGUCGAGUUUCGGCGCGUCCAGCCUCAGCUCCCCGCAGAUGGACUCCGACACGAACAAGCUGGCCGAGGCGUUCCAGCGGUUCGUCCGGCUGGGCCACUGGGUCAAGCGGCAGAUCUGCGGGACCGCUUCCGCUCUCCGGCACAAGGGCGCUGCCAACUCCGUCGCCAAUGGAACCGCUGGAAUCCGCCUCCGCACAGAGCACGGACUCGAGGGGGACGAGGGGCCGGACGCCCGGAUCGACAUCCCCACCGACCAGUCCGACCUCGCCUUCUCCAAGCCCCCGGGCGCCGGGGAGGUCGUGGACGGGACGAACCUGAAGAGGGCGCUGCGGAUGGAGGAGGACAACGCCGACACGAAGAGCAUGGGCUCCCACCUGGACAAGAAGUACCGGUUGGCCAACGGGGGAAGCGUGGAGAGCAUGGACCAUCUGCAGCCGCCUUCGUUCGAUCACGACCGCUCGGCCUUCCACGACCGGCGGAUGCAUCAGCAGGCUGACCUCGAUGCGCCAGAGGUGAUUCCACAACACCACACUCUGGACGCCGGAUCAGACGACGACAUAGUACAGGACUCCCCGUCUGACUGCUGUUCCGUCGGCUGCUACCAGCAGUGCCCCGCCCUGGCCGGCGAGGAGGGUUCGCCCUUCUGGGACGGGUGGACCCAGCUCAGGACCAAGACGUACAAGCUCAUCGAGAACAAGUACUUUGAGACGGCCGUCAUCGUCAUGAUCUUGCUCUCCAGUCUGGCGCUCGCCCUGGAGGACGUCUACCUCGCGCAGAGGCCGCUGCUGCAGGACAUUCUCUACUACAUGGACCGGGUGUUCACCAUCGUCUUCGCCCUGGAGAUGCUCAUCAAGUGGCUCGCUCUGGGGUUCAACACGUACUUCCAUAAUGCCUGGUGCUGGCUCGAUUUCAUCAUUGUUAUGAUGAAAUACAAAUUGCGCUUCAAGAUAAAACGCAUAUCUCGCCCCCAGGUUUCACUGAUCAACCUGACCGCUUCCUUGGUGGGUGCCGGGCGGAUCCAGGCCUUCAAGACGAUGAGGACCCUUAGGGCCCUCCGGCCCCUCAGGGCCAUGUCCCGCAUGCAGGGGAUGAGGGUCGUGGUUAACGCCUUGGUCCAAGCGAUCCCGUCCAUCUUCAACGUGCUUCUCGUCUGCCUCAUCUUCUGGCUCAUCUUCGCCAUCAUGGGCGUCCAGAUGUUCGCCGGGAAAUUCUACAAGUGCGUGGACAAAGAAGGAGCAGUGGUGUCGGUGGAGCUCGUGAACAACCGGAGCGAAUGCGGCUUCAAGAACUACACCUGGGUCAACUCCAAGAUCAACUUCGACAACGUCCUCCAGGCGUAUCUCUCGCUGCUCCAGGUGGCCACCUGGAAGGGCUGGAUCGAGAUCAUGAACGAUGCCAUUGACUCCCGCGGGGAGAACAUGCAGCCGUCCAGAGAGGCAAACAUCUACAUGUACCUCUACUUCGUCUUCUUCAUCGUCUUAGGCUCCUUCUUCACGCUCAACCUCUUCAUUGGAGUUAUCAUCGACAACUUCAACGAACAGAAGAAAAAGAUGAGUAUUCUUCUCCGGGGAUCGCUGGAGAUGUUCAUGACAGACGAUCAGAAGAAGUACUACAACGCCAUGAAGAAAAUGGGAUCCAAGAAGCCCCUCAAGGCCAUCCCCAGGCCGCAGUGGAAGCCGGCAGCCCUGGUGUUCGAGAUGGUGACGAACAAGAAGUUCGACAUGGUGAUCAUGCUGUUCAUCGGACUGAACAUGGCCACGAUGACGCUGGACCACUACGACAUGACGGACCAGUGGAACCAGAUCCUCGAGAUCCUCAACACGAUCUUCAUCGUGAUCUUCACGGCGGAGUGCAUCCUUAAGAUCUUCGCUCUUCGGCAGUACUACUUCAAGGAGCCGUGGAAUCUCUUUGACUUCGUGGUCGUCACGCUUUCGAUCCUCGGUGGGUUGUGGAUGCGAGUGAUGGUUGGGAGUGAUUCAGUGGUUUGUGGGUUGACGGGAUUGAGGUGGGAUUGUGAGGUGGGAUUGUGA
Molecule: messenger RNA, 3994 nt
Organism: Darwinula stevensoni
Lineage: Eukaryota; Metazoa; Arthropoda; Ostracoda; Podocopida; Darwinulidae
Source: the annotation of a GenBank genome assembly